CAGAGAGAUGGCCAGCAGGUCCGAGGGCCAACACUUGGCUUCGUCGCAGUUUGACAUUUGCCGAGCAAGACACCAUGGCGUUCCUGCGCACGCUUCUUCUCUGCCUCGCGAUUGCAGCGACGAGCAUGGCAUCGGAAUGCGUCGACGCCGACUUGACCGCGAUCAACGCCAGCGCCUCGGGCUGCUCGAGCUUCAACAUGACGACGUCGACCAACAGCUCGAACUUUGGUGCGUGGGAUGUGUGCGCGACAGCGGCGUGCCAGAACCUCCUCACGCUCUACCGCAACUUGAACUGCACUGUGAACGGCCUCUCGGGCAGCGACAUCGCUUUGAUCACGUGUCCGGAUACGAUUCUUCGCCCGCGCUACCGCCACCAUCACGACGAUCAUGGUUGGGGCGAUGACGACGACGACGACGAAAGCAGCUCGGUGUGGAACACAAUCGUUCCGAUCGUAUUUGUCCUGUGUGUGGUCGCUGUCGGCAUCUUUGUUUACAAACGCCAUGGCCAGCAGAUUCGCCAACGUCUCGGGUGGACGCCCAACCAUUCGAACUCGUACUUUGCCGCUGCGACCGCCGCCGACGCCGACGUCUCAAACAUCAAGUUUGCGGUGGCGAGUCAUGGCACCGCUGUCCUUGUGCCAACAGUGCAACUCCAGGGCAUCCAAAAAGAUGCGCCGGCCGCCGUGCCACCCUCUUCCGUAUAAUCUCGAAUACGAUCUUAUAACUCAUCCACGCAUUGGAUUUGUCGGAAAUCGCUAGCAAGGGUAUUCCCCCUUGUCGCUAGCCAGCUACGUAGCUAGCUAGCUCGAUCGAUGGGUCGAUGAAUGCGGACACCAACACAUCCGUUUUGAAAUAAACUUGGGGUUUAACCUCGAUCGAUCUCUAA
Molecule: messenger RNA, 886 nt
Organism: Saprolegnia diclina VS20
Lineage: Eukaryota; Oomycota; Saprolegniomycetes; Saprolegniales; Saprolegniaceae
Exons: 1
Coding region: 75-704 (209 amino acids)
Source: RefSeq, a predicted model, not a curated record